This is a messenger RNA of Daldinia vernicosa, 1221 nucleotides long. Its product is annotated as cysteine proteinase. Lineage: Eukaryota; Fungi; Ascomycota; Sordariomycetes; Xylariales; Hypoxylaceae. The record is from RefSeq and is a predicted model, not a curated record. The transcript has a single exon. Bases 153 to 1091 code for a protein of 312 amino acids. Gene Ontology annotation, biological process: protein deubiquitination. Gene Ontology annotation, molecular function: cysteine-type deubiquitinase activity.
UGUAAUAAAAGGUAGUUUAACCUUUUAUCUAUACUUCAAGUCGAAAUCGUUUGCGGCAUUGAAAAGUUUCUAAACCCCUAACCUACUUGACUUCCUACGAUUAAACCACGAUCGCCAUAUAAAUUGAGACGCUAUCCUCCCUUCAAGCUAUCAUGGAGUCUUUAGAGGCUAUCCAGGCUCGGCAUCGCAAAGAACAGCGUGAACUACAAGCGCGAAUCACGAACAAGAAGAAGAAUGCGACCAAAAAGACGCGGAAGGGUGUCAACGAUGAAUGCGCCGAGCUUGAGAGACAAUUAAAAGGGAAACAGGAGCAAGAGAUCGCCGCGAUAAACGGGAAUGGCGACAAUGAGGGACGUGCAAUGGGCGAGAUAGAGGAACAAGAACAACAAGAAGCUUUGCAAGACCAAAAUCUCAACGGAGGCGCGACGAAUGGAAUAACAGAACAAUUAAAAGAUACAACCAUCUCCCCGCCACCAGAGUCUGACCCCGCGACACAACAACAGCAGCCCAAGAAGCGGAACCGCCAAAAAGAGCGAAUGGCGCGGAGGGCAGCAGAACAGGAAGCAGCCACCAUCGCCGCCGAACAAGAGGCAGCCAACAUGACAGACCACCGGAAAAUCGAGAAGACAUACCUGCUCAAAGAAUUCAAGGCCAACAAUCUAGUCGAGAAGGAGAUACAACCAGACGGGCACUGUCUAUUCUCCGCCAUAGCAGACCAGCUACAAACGCGAGACAUACCGCUCGGCCCAGACACAGAGACAAAAGGCAAGCCGGCGUAUAGAGUAGUACGGCAGGCAGCAACGGACUACAUGGAAGCGCACGCGGACGACUUUGCGCCGUUCUUGGAGGAGCCGCUAGAUACGUACGUGACGAAGAUCCGGGACACAGCGGAGUGGGGAGGGCAGCUUGAGUUAUCGGCGUUGGCGAACGCGUACGGGGUCGAGAUUAAGGUGCUACAAGACGGGCGGACGGAGACCAUCGAGCCGAGCACGGAUAAGGGAGGUGCGGAAAGGCAGAGGAUAUGGCUGGCGUAUUAUCGCCAUGGGUACGGACUUGGGGAGCAUUAUAAUUCGCUGCGGAAGGUGAAUUAGAAUAUUAGAAUAUUGGAAAAGAAAGACGUAGAAAAAUAAUAACUACCGAAGCUGAUAUAGAAGAGAACUUGGGACUCUAGACUAACAUCUCGUGAGAGUACGUGGCUACGGUAUACAUCCACCUCGGCGU